This is a messenger RNA of Lutra lutra (Eurasian river otter), 1285 nucleotides long. RefSeq names its product fibronectin type III domain containing 4 (gene FNDC4). NCBI's taxonomy places the organism in Eukaryota, Metazoa, Chordata, Mammalia, Carnivora, Mustelidae. Gene Ontology annotation, molecular function: protein binding. Bases 17 to 709 code for a protein of 230 amino acids. The record is from RefSeq and is a predicted model, not a curated record. The transcript has 6 exons.
CCUGGAUGUCAAGCGGAUGCCCCAGUGCCUCCCAGCGGACUCGGUGGGGACCAUGGCUUCGCUGAUGCCCCUCUCCCCAUACUUAAGCCCUACGGUCCUCCUGCUGGUCAGUUGCGACCUGGGCUUUGUGCGAGCAGACCGGCCUCCCUCUCCUGUUAAUGUGACAGUCACUCACCUCAGAGCCAACUCGGCCACUGUGUCCUGGGACGUCCCAGAAGGCAACAUCGUCAUUGGCUACUCCAUUUCCCAGCAACGACAGAAUGGCCCUGGGCAGCGUGUGAUCCGGGAGGUGAACACCACCACGCGGGCCUGUGCCCUCUGGGGACUGGCUGAAGACAGCGACUACACGGUGCAGGUCCGGAGCAUCGGCCUUCGGGGAGAGAGCCCCCCAGGGCCUCGGGUGCACUUCCGAACUCUCAAGGGUUCUGACCGGCUACCCUCCAACAGCUCAAGCCCAGGUGACAUCACAGUAGAGGGUCUGGAGGGAGAGCGACCAUUGCAGACAGGGGAAGUGGUUAUCAUUGUGGUGGUGUUGCUCAUGUGGGCUGCUGUAAUUGGGCUCUUCUGCCGUCAGUAUGAUAUCAUCAAGGACAACGACUCCAACAACAACCCCAAGGAGAAGGGGAAGGGGCCGGAACAGAGUCCUCAGGGAAGGCCAGUGGGGACGAGACAGAAAAAGUCACCAUCCAUCAACACCAUUGAUGUAUGAGUGAAGAAACCGAACUCCAAAACAGAUGCACUAACAACCUGGGGAUGGGGAUAGGGUCAGGGAGAGCCUCAGUUGGUGAUCUGCCCAAGACUGAAGGAUCCCAUAAUCUCCUAGAGGGUAAUGACACUCCCACAAUCUCAGGCCUGGUACCCAUCCUCUUUCCACUGUGAGCAGGGCCAGAAGGUAGGUCUCUUAGGGUCUGUGCCCCUGGACCUGGGGAAUGGCUAUCAGGUGGGAUAUGUCCUUCCAUCCCCAGGUCCAGGGGAGAGACACUUGUUCAACUGUAUCCCACUAGGUCCUCAAUGGGGCCCCCAUUGCACCUGCAUCAGGACUUUUGGCAUCCCCAGCUGCCCCCACAUCUUGCCUCUGGGUCUCAGAGAGGGGUGUUUCUUUGGGUACUCCCCCUCCCCCAGCAACUCAAAGGAAUUGUCUGGGUCUGGAGGCAGAUGCUGCACUGCACUACUCCAAUGUCUUCCACGGAGCCUCAGGUGCUCCCCCUCACCUGGUAGCCCCCCCAGCUGCUGGUGACCUCACCCCUUGGACAUUUUUCCAAUAAACGUUCUUGGACAAACUGGA